This is a messenger RNA of Ficedula albicollis (Collared flycatcher), 687 nucleotides long. RefSeq names its product histone H2A type 2-C. The transcript has a single exon. Gene Ontology annotation, molecular function: DNA binding; protein heterodimerization activity; structural constituent of chromatin. Gene Ontology annotation, cellular component: nucleosome. Bases 135 to 524 code for a protein of 129 amino acids. NCBI's taxonomy places the organism in Eukaryota, Metazoa, Chordata, Aves, Passeriformes, Muscicapidae. The record is from RefSeq and is a predicted model, not a curated record.
CUGUCUGCACAAGACCUACUUCUCAGCCUAUCAGCGAAGGGACGAGAUAGUAAAGCGAGAGCAGAGCUGAGGAGCGCUGAGUGCCUGCUCUGCUGCGCGGCGAGUUCCUGUCCGAGGGGAGCGAGCGAGGGAAGAUGUCCGGGCGCGGGAAGCAGGGCGGGAAGGCGCGCGCCAAGGCCAAGUCGCGCUCGUCGCGGGCCGGGCUGCAGUUCCCCGUGGGCCGCGUGCACCGGCUGCUGCGCAAGGGCAACUACGCGGAGCGCGUGGGCGCCGGCGCCCCGGUGUACCUGGCGGCCGUGCUGGAGUACCUGACGGCCGAGAUCCUGGAGCUGGCGGGCAACGCGGCCCGCGACAACAAGAAGACGCGCAUCAUCCCCCGCCACCUGCAGCUCGCCAUCCGCAACGACGAGGAGCUCAACAAGCUGCUGGGCAAGGUGACGAUCGCGCAGGGCGGCGUGCUGCCCAACAUCCAGGCCGUGCUGCUGCCCAAGAAGACUGAGAGCCAUAAAGCUAAAAGCAAAUAAACUCGGCGGGUCAAGCUACUCGAGACUGCCGCGAUGUAACAUUAUAAACCAAAGGCUCUUUUCAGAGCCACCCACCUAGUCAGAAAAGAGUUGUGUUGCUUUUUUUACUAACGUGCUCUGGUGCUGAAUUUUCAAUAAUAAGUUUACUUGGAACUCGCGUUGC